This is a messenger RNA of Lactuca virosa, 501 nucleotides long. The record is from the annotation of a GenBank genome assembly. Lineage: Eukaryota; Viridiplantae; Streptophyta; Magnoliopsida; Asterales; Asteraceae.
AUGAAAAAUGAAUUUGGGAUUGAACCAGAGAUUGAGCAUUACACAUGUAUGGUUGACCUUCUUGGACGUGGUGGACUUUUUCAAGAAGCAAGUGAAGUAGUGAGGAAGAUGAAGAUUGAACCUAAUGUAUGUGUUUGGGGUGCUCUUUUGAACUCAAGUAGAAUACAAAUGCAAAUGCAAAAGAAGAUAGAUUGGGAUGAUGGGUGUGUUGAAAAGAUACUUGAGGGUAGUUUUGGAAGUGGGAAUUAUAUGUUGGUUUCGAAUAUGUAUGCUGGAAGUGGUAGAUGGGAGGAGUCUGCAAAAGUGAGAGUGUCAGCUAGGGCACAGGGUUUGACCAAAACUCCAGGUCAAAGCUGGAUUGAAUUGAACAAAAAAGUGCUUAUUUUUACAGCAGGGGAGUUUGUGGAAAGUGAGAUGAAGGAAGUUGAGAUGGUGAUCAAGAUUUUGAGUUUUGAAAUGAAUAUGAAGGAAGGGUAUAUUUGGCAUUUGGGCUUUGAAUGA